AUGGGCAAAUUGAUUCGUAUCGAAGUUGAAAACUUCAAAUCCUACAAGGGUCAUCAAACCAUUGGUCCUUUUCACCAAUUCACCAGUGUUAUUGGUCCUAAUGGUGCAGGUAAAUCCAACCUGAUGGACGCUAUUUCAUUUGUCUUGGGUGUCCACUCUAGUCAUUUACGUUCACAAAACCUCAAGGACAUGAUUUAUCGUUCUGAAGCCUUACGCAAAGAAGGAGACACAACUACGCCAAGCAGUGGUGUCCAUACCCGUUCACCCAAGAAAGCACAUGUCACUGCCGUGUAUGAGACCAGUCAAGGCCGUGAAAUUCGUUUUAUGCGUGCCAUCAACACCAAUGGACAAUCUGAAUACCGCAUCAAUGACAGAGUUGUGCAAUACACGGAUUACAACAAGGCACUGGAGAAGGAAAACAUUCUUGUCAAGGCUAAAAACUUUUUAGUGUUUCAAGGCGAUGUAGAGUCGGUUGCUAGUCAACAUCCCAAGGAUUUGACUCGUCUGAUUGAGCAAAUCAGUGGUUCCUGGGACUACAGAGAUCAGUAUGAAGAUUUGAAGCAAAAGCGAGACGAAGCAAUUGAAGAGAGUGCGCAUACAUUCAACAGGAAGCGCGGCAUUGCUGCUGAAAUCAAGUUGUAUGAAGAGCAAAAGGAAGAGGCAGAAAAGUUUGAAAAACUGGUGGCCGACAAGCGUGAUUUGACCGUACAGUAUUUGCUUUGGAAAUUGUUUCACGUAGAAGAAAAGGCCAGAGCGUUGGAAGAGGAGAGCUCCGCAAAGAAUUCAGACAAGGACGAUCUUCAGUUUGAAGUGGCUGGUAUGGAAGACAAUUUCAAGAAGGCAAGAGAAGAGAAGGCGCUUAUUCACAGAGAGAAGAUCAAGUGCGAAUUGCAUAUUCGUAAGAUCAACAGAGAGCUGGAUGAGCAGCAUCCUACUUCUGUCAGCAACAAGGAAAAGAUUACUCAAUUAGAGAAAAAAAUGAAACAAACCGAACAAAGCAUUGAACGCAUCAAGCGAGAUGGUCAACAACAAGAGCAAGUCGUAGCUACAUUGGAAAAGGACCUUGAACUAUUGCAGCACACAGAGCAGCAGUUUGAAGCAUCCAUCCCUACGACAGCAGGCUUGGCCAAUGGUCCCGUUUUAACAGGUGCUCAAUUGAUGGACUACGAGCGAAGAAAGCAAGAAGUCAGUAUCAAGGCGGUGGAAGAGCAACACUUGUUGCAACAAUACCAGCGUCAGUACAAGACUGAAAAGCAACGCCUCGAUGAACAAAAGUCCAAGAUGGAGAAACUGCAAGCAUCUGAAGCAGAGACGUUGGAUGAUUUGCGUCAAGUCAAUGAAGAAAAGGCAACAUUGACGCAAGAAGCAGAGGCCAUUCAAGAACGUCUUGGUGUGCGUCAAUCCGAGCUCAAGAGGCUUGAAAAUGAACGUACCACGACACAUCAACGCGAGGUGAAAUUGAACGAACAGUUGCAAGACGUCUUGAGCAAGUUGAUGGAAGCCAGUGUCACGCAACAAGAGUCAGAAAAGGAUUCCAGAUUCAAUGAAAGUGUAGCCACACUCAAGCAGAUCUAUCCCAACGUACACGGUAAAUUGUCUGAUUUAUGUAAACCCAAUCAACGUAAAUACGACACGGCCAUCGCCACUGUGUUGGGAAGAAACAUGGACGCUAUUGUGGUGGAGGAUGAACAAACUGCCUCUGAGUGCAUUGAAUACAUGAGAGAACAGCAUGUCGGUGUCGCUACGUUCUUGCCUAUUCAUUCGCUGUCUUUGCCUCCCAUCAAUGACCGUUACCGUAAUUUUGUCAAGGGUGCUCGUCUCGCUUACGAUGUGCUCAAGUUUGACAAGCAAUACAAUAGCGUGAUUCAGUAUGCUUGUGGAAGUACUUUGAUCUGUGAUAAUCUCACCAUUGCCAAGCAGAUUUGUUUCGAGAUGAAUGAAAAUGUCAGAACUGUUACAUUGGACGGCUCUGUUAUUCAUCAGAGUGGUUUAAUGACUGGUGGUCAAAGUGGUGCACAGACUACAAAGAAGUGGGCUCAAAGUGAUGUGGAAGAUUUGAUGCGCAGUAGAGACAAGCUUUUGGAAGAGCUCAAUCAAAUUAGCAAAACCAAGCGUAUGGGUAGUGCUGAAGAUUCUGCCAAGAGCGAUUGCUCCAAUCUCAACAGCCAGUUGAAUACACUCAAGGAGGAAUUGAUCACACUGGAGAGACGCAUUGAAGGCCUUCAAGGCACACUUGAAAACACGCGCAAGAACCUGGCUGCAGCUGUUCAGCCUUACGAGCAACAAAAGCACGGUUUGGAUCAACUUGAAGCCAACAUCAACCGCGUUCAAGAAGAAAUCAACCGCGUAGAAGAUCACGUCUUUGAGGAUUUCUGUGCCGAGAUCAAUGUGCCCACCAUUCGUGAUUAUGAAGCCAUGCAAUAUGGUGUCUCUGACGAGGUCACUGAACAACGCGCUCAAUUCUCAUCACAAAAAUCCAGAUUGGAGACACAACUAGCUUUCGAAAAGGACCAACUCGACGAACUGAUUGCACGUCUCAAGAAACUGGAAACUACCUUGACCAACGAUGCUACACAAAAGAGCAAACUCGAAGCCGAUGUCGCUGGCAUGGCUGGCAAGACAGAACAACUCCAAUCCAAAUUAAAGUCGUAUGAGGUGGACUUGCAGAAGCAAAUUCAUUUGGAAGAGCAAAAGCAAGUCGAAAUCAAUGAAGUGAGUCGUGCAUUGGAGGCCAAGGGCAAAAACGUAGAGGAGCUGUUGAGAGAGUUCCUUGCUGUGGAAAGCGAGUACGAAAAGGUGCGUGCUGAGCGUGUCGCCAUCUUUAGAAAGUGUAAGCUGGAGGGCAUCAACUUGCCACUGACGCGCGGAUCCAUGGACGAUAUCAUCAUUGAAGAAACCAACAACAAUGCUACACAGCAAACCGACGACAGUGAGUCUGUUUCGGAUGCUUCCUCUGUUACAGGCAGUGUCAGCAGCAGCCAUUCCAAUAUCAACAGUACCAGCACAGACAUGGACUUGGAUGUUCCUGUGUCUCAAAUGUCGAUCCAAUCAACUGACUGGGAAGUGGAAGUCGAUUUCUCCUCUGUGGGUCCAUCUCAACGUCGCGAUGACAGCGCACGCUUAGAUCGUGAAUUCCAAGAGCAAAUCAAGAAGUACGGUGAUGAGAUUGAACAAAUGGCACCCAACUUGAAGGCUGUUUCUCGCUUAGAAGGUGUGCAUGAGCGACUCAAGGUAGCCGAACAAGAAUUCAACACAGCCAGAGCCACAGCCAAAUCCGCCAAAGAAGCCUUCAACCUGGUCAAGCAAAAGAGAUACUCUAAAUUCUUUGCCGCCUUUAGCCAUAUAUCUGAAAAGAUUGAUACCGUAUACAAGGAUCUUACCAAGAGCCCUACAUUUACUUUGGGUGGUACCGCUUACUUAACUGCAGAAGAUGAAGACGAGCCCUAUCUGGAGGGUAUUACCUAUCAUGCCAUGCCGCCCAUGAAGCGAUUCAGAGACAUGGAGCAGCUGUCUGGUGGUGAGAAGAGUGUAGCAGCGUUGGCCUUGUUGUUUGCUAUUCAUAGCUUCAAACCUUCACCCUUCUUUGUCUUGGAUGAAGUUGACGCAGCACUGGAUAAUACCAACGUGAGCACAGUGGCCAGCUACAUUCGACAACAUGCCACACCUGAUUUCCAAUUUAUCGUCAUCUCACUUAAACACAUUUUGUACGAAAAGGCUGAGAGUUUGGUUGGUAUUUAUCGGGAUCAAGAUUUGAAUUCGAGUAAAACAAUGACAUUGAUGUUGGAUCAAUAUCAAAACUAA
Molecule: messenger RNA, 3801 nt
Organism: Mucor velutinosus
Lineage: Eukaryota; Fungi; Mucoromycota; Mucoromycetes; Mucorales; Mucoraceae
Exons: 7
Coding region: 1-3801 (1266 amino acids)
Biological process (GO): sister chromatid cohesion
Cellular component (GO): chromosome; cohesin complex; nucleus
Molecular function (GO): DNA binding; protein binding; ATP hydrolysis activity
Source: RefSeq, a predicted model, not a curated record